Molecule: messenger RNA, 453 nt
Organism: Gryllus bimaculatus (two-spotted cricket)
Lineage: Eukaryota; Metazoa; Arthropoda; Insecta; Orthoptera; Gryllidae
Source: the annotation of a GenBank genome assembly
CGUUGCAGUGCCGGUGGCGUACUUCGCGCUGGUGGUGCACAACUACCAUGCGGCGAUGCUGUCCGAGAAGAUCCUAAAGGCGUACGCCAGGGACUGGACCGUGAUGCGGUGAAGCCACUCGCCCCGCGCCACCCGAGGUGCGCCCCGCAAGCGAUGAACGCAGCGGAGGAAGCAGCCAAUAGCAGCGCCGCCAAGGCGAAAGCCCACCGACGGCCCCAGACGGCAGUGGCGGUGCAAGCGGGCGGGGCAUGUGCUGGCUCGGGCUGUACCUUGCUAUUGACUAGAUGGAGAUCUUCGAGUCUGCUUAUGGGGGACGCGUUGGCUGCCUCGAGGCGGGUGGUGCGGUUCUGCUCCGAGGAAGGCGCGCGUUCUGCCCCCAGGAUGGCGGGCCUUCUGCUCCCAGGAGGGCGCGCCUUCUGCCCCCAGGAGGGCGGGCCUUCUGCCCCCAGGAGG